AUGAGUCUGAGUCCAACCACAUUUAAAGUCAAAAUUCCGUUCGUCUAUUUUCAGAAUUAUUUCGGAUUCGGUCAAUCCGCCGAUGUGGACAUCGUAUUUGAUGGGGCGGAAAAUCGUAAAUUGGCCGAGGUGAAAACAGAAGACAGCAAAAAGGAAAAGUAUCUGCUGUACUACGCCGGUGAAACGGUGUCCGGCAAAGUGAAUGUAACGCUACGGAAGCCGGGCAGCAAACUAGAACACCAUGGUAUUAAGAUCGAAUUGAUUGGACGAAUUGAACUGUACUACGGUGGUAAUCACCAUGAGUUCACAUCGUUCGUGAGAGAAUUGGCCCGACCCGGCGAUUUGAUCCAGAACACAAGUUAUCCGUUCGAAUUUGCAAAUGUGGAGAAGCCAUUUGAGGUGUAUGUGGGCUCAAAUGUGCGGUUGAGGUAUUUUUUACGUGUGACGAUUGUGCGCCGCAUCAGUGAUAUUGUGAGGGAAAUUCAUAUUGCGGUCCAUACACUUUGUAGUUAUCCGGAAAUGAAUUGUCCGAUCAAAAUGGAAGUUGGCAUCGAAGACUGUUUACACAUAGAAUUUGAGUACAUUAAAUCCAAGUUAAUCUACUUCCUGUUGGUACGCAUUAAGAUUAAACACAUGGAAAUAGCGAUUAUAAAACGGGAAACAACUGGAUCUGGUCCGAACACGUUCACGGAAAAUGAAACCAUAGCCAAGUAUGAAAUAAUGGACGGCGCUCCCGUCAAAGGUGAAAGCAUACCGAUCCGAGUGUUUCUGGCCGGCUAUGAUCUCACACCAACGAUGCGUGAUAUAAACAGAAAGUUUUCGGUGAGAUAUUUCCUGAAUCUGGUGCUGAUGGACACGGAGGAUCGUCGUUACUUCAAGCAACAGGAGAUAACUUUGUGGCGCAAAGCUGACAAAAGUCGCAAAUCGGCCUUAACAUCGUCAAACAAUCCGCACGUGCCAUCACAUUUAGUUGGUUCGGAUGGUGAAAUCAUGGGUACACAGAAUUCGGCCCAUCAGCCUAAUCAAGAUGAAGAUGGAGCUGCUGGUGACAAUGAUCCGACGAUGGGACUCAGAAAAGCCCACAACAACCACCAAAUGGUACCAUUGGUGAUCAGUCUGCAAUCUGCAUCGCUAUUCGAUGAAGCCACAAAUCCAGCAACAGCACCAAAUUCAACGUCCCAAUUAACUCAAUCAGCAACGGAAGCGGCCGCAGUGUCAGAGUGUAGUAAUAGUGAAAACAAUAGUUCGCCAACAGUUGCUUCGUCAACUAGACCGCUGGCGUCGAAUGUCGAUUCAACAUCCGAAUAA
Bradysia coprophila is the source of this 1308-nucleotide messenger RNA. RefSeq names its product vacuolar protein sorting-associated protein 26B-like. Lineage: Eukaryota; Metazoa; Arthropoda; Insecta; Diptera; Sciaridae. The record is from RefSeq and is a predicted model, not a curated record. Gene Ontology annotation, biological process: intracellular protein transport.